This is a messenger RNA of Mytilus californianus (California mussel), 2911 nucleotides long. RefSeq lists its product as uncharacterized. Bases 409 to 867 code for a protein of 152 amino acids. Lineage: Eukaryota; Metazoa; Mollusca; Bivalvia; Mytilida; Mytilidae. The record is from RefSeq and is a predicted model, not a curated record. The transcript has 5 exons.
GAUAGAUGGACUUAGUUUUUUACAGUUAACAUUUACAGACAGUUUGGGAUUCAACUUUUUUGACAUGAUAAAUUUGUAAACCUUCAUAGAUUGUUAUGUAACUUGGACAGAAGCUAAUCUUCAAGACCAUGAAAAAAGCAUCUAAAGAAAAAGUUUGAUUUUUUUUUUUAAAUUCUGUAUUUUACUGAUAAAUGGACUCACUUUUUAAGUCAACAUUACACUUUUACACUGACAGCAGCAAUAGCAGGCGAGACACAGGGUUCCGCAGAACCUCUUACGAAUUUUUUAUUUGUAGUAUCAAAAGCUCAGCAAAUGUAACGAGUGUGUAAUCUUUAAAGAGACCAUCAGCGAAAAACUGACAAAGAUUGAUUUGGGGUGCUGAAGGACAAGAGAUGAUCUAGAGCACAUAUGCUUCUUCAAUAUCUCUGCAGAGAAAAAUAUUUUAAACACAUCAAGAAAUCCAAAGAACAUCCAAGCAUGUAUACAUCUGUUAUCAGUGACAAUAUGGAUCAGUCCAAAACAAAUCUGCCAAGAUUUACGUUACAUUUUAAGAAUGAAACAACACUUGAAAAAAUGCACCACCAUGUCACAGGUGUUUUAUGUCACGGAUUAAAUAAGGCAUACACAUUUACAUGGACAGAUCAGUUUUCCUCUGAUUGUAAUAUCACCUUGAAUUGUUUGAUGUCUGUGUUAGGCGAUGUAACAAAAGAAAAUGGUGGUUUACCUCCUACACUUUAUAUUCAAACUGAUGACAACAAAAAUAAAUUUGUGAUAAUGUUCCUAGCAAUAUUGGUGAAAAUGGAAAUUGUAAAAAAGAUCAAGCUGACAUUCCUCAUGGUUGGUAGAACCGAAUAUGGAAAAAAUUAGUGGUAUCAUUCUGUUGAUGAGAACAGAUCUACCAAAAUGGGUAAAGAAUGGUAAACUAAAUAGAGAAGAUGAACUUUGGUGGAUCAACUACUUAUCAGCCUUGGAGAAAGAAGACGUCCUGCGCCAAAGACUCCCUUGCCACAAAAUAUGGGAAGAUACAAGAAACCACAACAUCCACAACCAGCUAUGGAGGAUUAUAUGUUGGCGGCAAUUAACAACCACAUACAGACAUUUAAUAGGAACACCAAUGUCAGGAUUGUCACACAUUGACCACGGGUUUAAGACCUCAAAACUGAUUUUUAUUACUGAAUUGUAUUUUUUAUAUUUUGUCUGUAAUGAACCUCAUAGGAACAUUUGAUAGAUAAACCAUCUUCUAAUGAGCACUGUGCUGCCAAAUUUGUGUUGCUAUUAAUGAAAUGACUACAGCAUGUUUUGUGUCAAGUUUAAUUCCCAGAAACUUGUAGCUAUGUAUAAUAUUUCACUCUCUUAUUAAGUUGCUAUACAGCAAAAUUUCAGUCACUAUCACAAAGUGUUGUUCUUGAGUGACUUUAGAAAUAUCUGUAGUAAUAAAUCAUUCUACUGCUGCCCUUUUGUAAAGACAGCUCUGCAAUAUAGAAGUCACAAUGAUUUGAGUUAAAGCUGUAGUGACUUUAUCAAAUUUUACUUCAUGAGUUUAUUUUUUAAAGCAAAAUGGAAUAUAUAUAUCAAUGAACAUGUUAGUAAUGUAUCAUUUCAAACCGUUUUAUCUUGGCCAAUAUCUUAGAAACUAAUGUUGUUGAAAUGGUAUGAAUGUAUAAUUUAACACCAAGGUGAAAAGGCAUUUCUAAAUUUAAAAUCUGAAUCGAUUGAAUGCAAGGACACCCUUAAAAAAUUCUUUGUUACAUGUUUUAGACAAGAAAACGACGUUAAAGCAGGAAAAAAUCUUUUAAAAAAAAUUGGAAACAGUUUGUGUCAUAAAAUUUUUCGGGUAGGUAGGCAACAUCAAACAAUUUAAAUUUUAUUUUUGGCCCAAUGGAUAUAAAGUUUUAAAAGCUUUGAAGCAGAUACUUAGUUUGGCUUAUUGUUGUAAUGGAUAUGUUAUGGUGUUAUUAGACAUUCCAAUUAAACAUGGAAGGAAGACAUACUGACACCACUUCUAUGUCUUGACUUCCUUAUGAAUUGAGGGUUUUAGCAGAUGUCUGUAUGAAGCAAAAUAUCAUCUGCAUUGAUGUACUAUAGUUUGCCUCUGUUGCAUGGAAUUCUGUUUUUAACUUUAACACACAAAAAAAUCAUGAUUAUUUUGAAAACUAAGUGUUUAUGUAUAGCAGUGCAAUAUAUAUAAUGUUCACAAUUGUAUAAAUGUAAAUAUAAAACAAAAUAUUUGUAAAGAAUAUUUUAAUUGCUUCAGUCAGUGUUUUGACAAAUUAAUUCUGUGAUUAUUUUAAAAAUGGUGAAAUUGCUAUUUCUAUUCUGAAAGGAGUAGAUGUGGUAAGUGCCCUAUUAUGUCCCAAUUUGAAGUAAAUUAUUUCAGGCUGAAAAGCUUUUGAAGAUGAUGCAUAAAAACCUAUUGAAAUUAGCCUGUUUUAAUUGGUAGGAAAUGAAAGUUAUACUUAUUUUUAUUUCAUGAAAAAAAUGCCGAUAAAUUAAUAGAUCAAAAAAACAGCAUUUCUCCUAUCUAUUCAUUGUUGUAACUAUGAUGCAUUGUAAUAAAGGCCAUUCAAUAAUAAUUUGUAAUUAUAGGUAGUAGUAGGGGUCAUAUUGGGGCCUUAUUGAACCUUCUCUUUUGUACAAGAUGAGAAAUAGAAAGCUUUACUUAGCCUUAAAAUUCAAAUGUAUGCAUGUAUGAUUAUUAGACAAUAGAACUUACUUUUUUUACUCAUAUUUUUUUUAUUAGUCAGGCUUUAUGCUUUGAAGUAUUGACAUUUAAUGAAAAAGAUGUAUAUCUUAGAUAGAAUUCACCAGUGUAAAUAACAACUUUCAUUUGGAAAGAAAUGUGUUGAUGUAUCAAUUUUCCAUAGUUCUUUUGUAAAUACAAAAUAAAUAUUUUAUGUCAGAAAUAAUUGUC